Messenger RNA from Laetiporus sulphureus 93-53, 3184 nucleotides. RefSeq lists its product as uncharacterized. Gene Ontology annotation, molecular function: protein binding. The coding region runs from base 101 to 3034 and encodes 977 amino acids. The record is from RefSeq and is a predicted model, not a curated record. Lineage: Eukaryota; Fungi; Basidiomycota; Agaricomycetes; Polyporales; Laetiporaceae. The transcript has 7 exons.
GACACGGUGGUACAGCCAAUUAUCCAGACACUGGUUUCGACGUUCAUCCUCCCUGCUCAUUGUGAGCGCGGGCGCACCAAGGUUCUCUCGUAUCUGGAAGAUGAUUUGUUCUCGGCGAUGUUUCAACGUCUACACACCUUGGAUCUUGUCCUCAUUUCUUCUGUGGUCUGUCUCCCAUGCUCAACGCAUAUCGACUAGUGGCCCGGUACCCCCGCUGCAAUGGAUCAACUUGACGAACUAUCUCACAGGACAGUCAGCACCACCUGGGCUGAUAGAUGCCUCUAUUGGCUACAACGAAGCUACCCGAACUCUUCUGAUCUUCGGCGGAGAGUCAGCGCAAGGAAUCAAACAGUCGAGGACCUAUCUAUUGAACUUGGAUUCUAUGGAAUGGACAAGCCCGGAUCCUCCCGAUGGCCUCACGAGUACCCCUCCUGCGCGAAGUGCUGCUAUAAGCGGCUAUGACCUUGCUUCUAGCUAUCGUUCUGCGCACAUCAUCAUCGGAGGUAAUGGAACGAAUGGCGAAGCACUCUCUGACGUUUGGGAAUUUGAUUAUACCAGCACGUUCUGGUCCCCAGUGAAUAUAUCCCCUGGAGGUCCAUCAGGACUGUAUGGUGCCGUUGGCGGGAUUGACACCCGUACAAUGGCCGUUACGGUCGCGAAUUCACCAUAUCCAAACAACUCAUUCUACGUUGCCGGUGGUACCGACGGGACAACUGUCUUUCCUCUGUCGAACAUCUGGCGUCUGACUGUCACUGGGGUGUUGUCGUCGAAUAACCCGAAUGGAAGUUAUGGAAGUUGGGAGAACAUCUCACUCCCCAAUUCUAAUCUUCCAUCGAAAGUUGGCGCCGCAGGAGCGGUUAUUUCUCAAACAGCACAGCAAAUUGCAGCCAUCGGUGGAUGCGAUGCGUCUGUCCCGUUUACUCCCAGCGCAUCUUGCGCUGAACAAGAUGCGUACAUCAUCAACACGCAAGAAGAUACCUCUAGUACUGCCAGUGACUGCCCCGCACCCCGUCUGGGAGGGACGGUUGUGCCAGAUUUUAAUCAGAAUUCUUCCGACUUCACAGAGCAGAUUUUCUUGCUGCUCGGUCUUUUUGACACAUCACUGUGGUCGGAUGAUGGCGGUUUGCAGAGGGGUGAAGUGGAUGUUCUGAGAAUAGAUACAGGCGAAUGGAGCCGGGUGUUACCCGCCGGUGAUCCAGGAACAACGGGUGGUACACCAGCAUACCCCACGCCUCGUUCAGGUGCAGUCGGCCUCUCAUAUCAGGAGACACUGGUUGGUUCGCCUCGUAGUAAAGGCUCGGACACCAUCAUCUUCGGCGGCGUUGACGCGUCUGGAAACUAUUUAUCUGAAGUGUGGAUACUCAGGGCGUAUAACGCCCAAUUGACUUAUUCGAACGAAACUUGGUCUGGUUAUGUUUCCGGCGAGCUAGUGGGCGGCCCGAAUGCCACAGGACAAGGAGUCACGAUCGAAUAUAUGACUGCUUGCGCCUCCCCGCUCAGCCCGAAAGCGACUCAAACGUCUACCUAUGGCCCUUCGCCGACCACUACUGGCUCCGCAUCUCCUACAUCACCUACGUCGACGACACGAUAUGAUACUUCCGUUAUCCACAGAGCCCUCUCCCCAAUUUCGAUCGCUGUGGUUAUAGCGGCCGUAAUCUUUGCGCGUCUAUCAUCAUCUUCUGUCAAUGCGGCGAAUACGAAGGGCCAUGCUACAUUGCUCUACUCUUCGAUUAUCCUCGGUCUUGCUGCCUACGGAUUGGGCAUUGCUGGUCUCGUCACGUCGUUCACUUCUGCCACAGUCACGUCUACCCUAAUGAAGCGCUCAUCUAAUUCAUCAACGGUCUUGAAGACACCACAUGGCAGAGCGGGCCUUGCCUUAUUCAUAGCUUUCUAUGGACUGCUGCCCAUUUUGUAUGCGUUCAAGAUAUGCUACAAGCAUCUCUCGAGCCCUCCAAAUGCCGUCAAAGAAGAAAAGCAGAGGAAUGGUCGACUCCGCAUGGACUCGGCGGAGACCGCAGAGAAGGAGGUUCUGUAUCCAGGACGUGCAGGAAGCCCUGACGGGCGAAACGGGGACGCUCGCUCUUCAGAGGCAAGGCCGUUGGAAUCCCGACAACGUGUCCGAUCAUGGGGUGGACUGUCUUCUUUGCCCUUCGCCGGUCGUCGUUCCAGCGAUAGCGGCGUAGACAGUACUGGUGCCUCUUCACCGUCAAGAUCGUUCGAAGUCACGAAUCGCCCAGUUCGUACUCGGCGUGCUAGUGGCAAUAGUCUAGCCGCCUUUUCCGAUCCUCGUUCAUCUGGGGGACCUCGGAACCUUAGUGAUAUGAGCUGGUUUGAAGGACGACGCAGCAUGCCCCAAUUGGGACUGGGCGACUACGCACUUGUCAAUCAUAGAGCUGUAGAUCCUAGUACACCUGGAACCACGGCUCUGGACAUGACGAGCACAAGCGGACUGAUGACGCCGGCCGAACAAGUUCACAUCUAUCCCGAAAUGCCAAGUACAGUGGAUGGCAUCCUACACAUCCUAUUCCAUAUCCUGCUGCUUGGACUGUGUAUCCUAUCCCUAGUCGCGCUCUACUUACGCGCCCCGCUUGCGGGAUUCAUCAUCUUCCUGAUUGGCACCGUAGUAUUUUACAUCUUCCUCAUAGCUCUCUCGUGGUGCGGUAAGCCGCGGAAGUCCGUACUGUCCGCAGUGAUAGCUCGCUUGCGCGGCGUGCCCACCCAUCCACAACAUUCACCCAGCAAUGCCAGUCCAUCGCGAGCAACAUCAACUGUCGGACUGGAGGUUCCCUGCGUCGAAAAUCGCGGCCCCUAUCAGCACCAUCAGCCACCCUUCAGGACUACUAUGUCUGUGGGUCUUGAUGAUUACGCAACGUCGCAUGGUCACGGCACCACUGAAGUUGAGGAGGAGGACGAGGAGGACGAAGAUACUCGACAACAUAGAAUCGAAGAAGAAAUGAGUCGGCGAGACGUGUCGAUCGUUACCGUUCCAAAGCGAAAACUUUUCUUGACCAAUCCAGAGGUGAACCGGGGAUGACAAAAGGAUCUCCUGCUUAUGCCGUUCGUUUUUGCUUUCGCUUUCUUGCACAACAUAGCUUUUCAGUUGGUGGAUACCAUAGCAUUCAGGGCACCUCAUGUUUGUAGUCUCACGAUCAUUAAUACUGGACAUUCUAUCCUCCUUGUACUC